Molecule: messenger RNA, 1425 nt
Organism: Sinocyclocheilus rhinocerous
Lineage: Eukaryota; Metazoa; Chordata; Actinopteri; Cypriniformes; Cyprinidae
Product: interleukin-17D-like
Exons: 2
Coding region: 344-973 (209 amino acids)
Biological process (GO): inflammatory response
Cellular component (GO): extracellular region
Molecular function (GO): cytokine activity
Source: RefSeq, a predicted model, not a curated record
UUUGAGGAUCCCUGGUAUAGACUUUUCUUUGGUAUCUAAUGAUUCAAUCUCUUAAAUAUCUCAAAGGAAUACAGAACAUUCCAGGGGGGAAAAAAUAAUAAAAGUGAAUUUUUCACAUCAGCCCAAGCAGAGCAUGAGUAUUAUUAAGUAUCAAACAGUCCGCCCAAUAUCUGGAGUCAAGUAUCAUGAGCGCAUUUACGGGACGGGCGGAUGAGCUGCUUUACGCAACAACUGGUGUUGCUUCUGUAGGUCGGUUAAAGGGCUCUCCAGAGAUUUACUUUAUUAUCUUUUACAGCGAUCCCUUCCUGGCAGUAAAGCGCGUUUAGACACGGUGUAAUCUGAAAUGCGCGGUCGGUUUGCGUCGACGCUUGUGUUGGUGUUGCUGUGGUGUUGCGGCAGCGCGCCGGGUGAACGGGGACUGAAGGUGUCCAGGAGAGCGCCGAGGACUCGCUCCUGUCUGGACUUACCGGAGGAGAUUUUGGAGCAGAUGUUCGGGAGGCUCUCGGUCGGCGUUCUCAGCGCGUUUCAUCACACCCUGCAGCUCGCGCCUCCAGAGCGACAGAAUCUGACCUGUCAAUCAGCGUCUCGCCUUGCGCGCGACAAACCGCGUACCUCUGUCAACUUCCUCAGCCUCUCGCCCUGGGCGUACAGAAUCUCCCAUGAUCCAGCGAGGUACCCUCGAUAUCUCCCGGAGGCGUACUGUUUGUGUAAGGGAUGCCUGAGCGGACCGAACGGGGAGGAAAGUGAGCGCCUCCGCAGCACUCCAGUGUUCAUGCCGACCGUCAUAUUGCGCCGGACCGGCUCGUGCGUCGGGGGCCGUCAUUCCUACACGGAGAGCUACGUGUCCAUCGCCGUGGGUUGUACUUGUGUGCCAUUGUUGGAAAAAGACAGAAAAACACAGAAGGGCAAGCCAAGCGUGAAAAGAGUAUGGUCUAAAAAUUUCAGCACCUUUAGAAAGAAUGGACUGAACUGAUCCAUUUUAGAUUUUCUUUUUCUGUGUCAGUUUUCUUAUUUCCUUCAUUUUUUCUUUUAGUCGGUGAAAGGAAAACUUGAGACAGAACUUGCUCUCACAGCUGCAGAUUCUAGUCUGCAGUGCCAAGCAAAAGGAAAACUUUCUGUGCCAAAAUACAAACAUUUUCUAAUCCAAAGUACUUUGAGAAAGCCAGUCAGCAUCAUGGUGUUAGAUAACCAAAUACCGUUCAGAUGUAUUCAAGUAUACAGAAAAACACUAGAAAUGCUUCUGUUAAAGGCAAACAAGGUUAUCAUUUACAAGAAGACAUAUAUUUAGCAUGACUUUGGGUCAGUCCUCCUAUGAUUACUUUAUUAAAACAACAAGAACACUGAUAUCGCACAAGUCUAGUGUAUAGUAUAUUAUAUACAAAUGCAUUUCAAACAUUCACUUCAAGCCCAUUUUAUGCAUUGAAA